AUGGCUGGGAUGGGUACGAGGGAUGCGGAUGGGAGUGGUGAUGAAAGGCAAACGGAUAGGGAGGGAUAUUCAAGGUCGCGUGGGAUUCGGACGGAUAUCAAUGCGAAGACGAAUGCGAAUCGUUCGACGGAUACCUUACAAUUGAGAUUGGAUACGCAGGAUACGAAUACUUUGAAUGCGAAUACUGAGGUGCGAGAGGGAGAGAAUAUAUAUACAGCUGCGCAGAGUGCGAAUCCAGGGACGAAGAUUGAUAGUGGAAGUGGGACUACGAGCCCAUGUGAAAUUUCUAGCGGCAGAGGAAGUCAAAGGGUUAAAGAGGGAAAGAGACAGAGGAUUGAUAGUAUCUUGGAAGAGGCUAGGUGUAGGAAGGUUAUGAUGGAUAAUGGUAAUGGUAAUGAGGAUGAGUGUUCAAGCUCUGCAAAGGGAGGAAAUAACAAUGAGAGCCAGAGUCAGACUUCUGACAGAAGAGGAUAUGCGACAGGGAAUGGAAAUGGAAAUGGAAAUGGAACUGAACCUAAAAAUGGCAGAGAAAGUAGAGGCGAAAGUAGCGCCGAUGAAGAAACGAGUGUAUUGCGACGAAGAUCAGAUAUAAAUUAUGGAGGUGUUGGUAUCGGAAUUGGAAUCGCUACAUCCAUUACCGCGGAUACGAAUCAUGGAAACAAUAGUAUGAAAAGAAAACCUGGAACAAACGAUUCAAAUAAGAGAGGAGGAUUAUUAGGAACAGGAAGGGGACGAGUAUUCUCAGGGACCGAAACUGAGAGAGAAGCAAAUAAUGAUAGACGGGUGAAUAGCGAUAAUAUUGGAGAAAGCGAACAUAGAAGAAAGGAAAGAGGAAAGAUAGGAAAAUGGUGGAAGAGAAUGAUGGAGGAAUAUGGAAGUAUUGAAUUGGAGAAUAAGGGGAGUGUUGCGAGAGAUCAUUUGGCACUUGAAAGGACUUUUUUGGCUUGGUUGAGAACUUCCCUCGCUUUUGCUAGUAUUGGGAUUGCUAUUACUCAACUUUUCCGCCUCAACACCUCUUCCUCCUCCACCCACCACCCAUCCGACCCCUCAGAUCCCAAAAACCAUCUCCGUCACCUCGGCAAACCUCUCGGUGCAACUUUCGUCGGUAUAUCUAUUUUGAUGCUCUCAGUUGGUUUUCAUCGAUAUUUCGAAGGCCAAUUCUAUAUUAUUAGGGGAAAGUUUCCGGCUAGUAGGGGGAGUAUUGCUCUUGUGGCGCUUAUUACGGGUUUGUUGAUGGUGACUAGUUUGGUGGUUGUGGUAGUGGGGAAUAGGGGGGGUUGGGAGAGGUAG
Molecule: messenger RNA, 1290 nt
Organism: Sclerotinia sclerotiorum 1980 UF-70
Lineage: Eukaryota; Fungi; Ascomycota; Leotiomycetes; Helotiales; Sclerotiniaceae
Exons: 3
Coding region: 1-1290 (429 amino acids)
Source: RefSeq, a predicted model, not a curated record